AGUUGAAGAUGAAUCAGGUGCAUCAUUAAGAAGUCUAGCUGGAUCAACAGCGACAUCUCGACCAGUCACACCAAGUACCUCUAUAGGAAUGUCUGCUGCCCCAGAAUCUCCACAGAGCUAUGCCUCUCGUGGCAGGAAAGUGUCCCGCCAGGUGAGCGGCAUAGACAAAACAUCACAGUGUUCGUCCAUGAACUAUUCCAUUCAUCACGAGGAGUCAAUUGAAAAAAUAUUACUAGAGAAAGGAGAUGACAGUUUCCAUCUACCAACGCAUACUCUUAUAUCGCCGAUCGCGCAGUCGAUUCCAACACCAACAGCCAACCACAAAAAGUCAAUUUCGGGACGAUUUACGGUCAGUCCGGCUCAGAAUAUACCGUCAGUAUCAUUCAAGCCUAAGAAUGACACUGGAACACCACCUAAGAGUGAAAGUAGUGCUAGUCAGUCAUUAAUUGAAACAGAAAUGCAGUUCAAAAUGUCUGACACGUCUUUAUCACAUAUUGAUGAAAAAGCACAAAAUGCUGAGCAGAAGAAACUCUUGUUGCAGGAUUCCAUUGAACUUGGUCAAUUGGAAAGAAAGGAUUCUAUUGGCUCGGUUGAUGAAGGUGGUGUUCCUGGUUGUGCCAUUGACUAUCUCACUGUAGAUGAAAACCAGCGAACCAUUCAGUCCAACUUUUCUGUCAAUACUCAGGACAGUGCUAUAUUUGAGCAUGCCCCGUUACAGUGUGGUAACAUCCGAUUUGUCAAAGAUACUGUUGACCUAAUAUAUGAGCCCAAGAAGCAUUACCUAUGUGUAGGUUACGACACGGAGAUGCCGGCAGUGACCGAGUUUAUGUCAAGAUACUGGGGAAAAAAGAAUCCCAACAUUGUCCUGUCUGUGAUAUCGUCAGAGGAAGGUUAUAAACCAUGGAAAAGUCAGCGACUGAAGGACGACUUCCAGAAAGGAAUAUUAAAGGCUGCAAACACAACAGACAUGUGGAUUAUUACUAACGGUAUAAACGCUGGUAUACCAAAAGUGAUCGGUGACGCGAUAAAAGAGUACAACAUAGAGCAGCAGAACACACGCCUUAUUGCAAACCCUUUACUUACUGGUUCGGAGCAUGGAGCCAGGCGACUCACGGCCAUUGGCAUUGUGCCAAAAGACCUAGUUCCAUAUGGAAUGUACUUUGAUGGGACA
Ruditapes philippinarum (Manila clam) is the source of this 1171-nucleotide messenger RNA. Its product is annotated as transient receptor potential cation channel subfamily M member 3-like. Gene Ontology annotation, molecular function: monoatomic cation channel activity. Lineage: Eukaryota; Metazoa; Mollusca; Bivalvia; Venerida; Veneridae. The record is from RefSeq and is a predicted model, not a curated record. Gene Ontology annotation, biological process: monoatomic cation transmembrane transport.